Messenger RNA from Camellia sinensis, 2029 nucleotides. RefSeq names its product putative xyloglucan 6-xylosyltransferase 3. Gene Ontology annotation, biological process: xyloglucan biosynthetic process. Gene Ontology annotation, cellular component: endosome; trans-Golgi network; membrane. Gene Ontology annotation, molecular function: hexosyltransferase activity. NCBI's taxonomy places the organism in Eukaryota, Viridiplantae, Streptophyta, Magnoliopsida, Ericales, Theaceae. The record is from RefSeq and is a predicted model, not a curated record.
CCACCUUGCUUUUUGGCAGAUCUGCGGUUUUCCCUCUCUCUCAUUCCCUUCCCUCCUCGGAUACCCCCCUAUUUCUGAUGAGCAUGAUGGUUUGUUGCGUCUAGAUGGCUCUGUUUUGAGCUAGCCAUGAAUGUCAACACCAUACAACAACAAUCUUCCCACUUUAUAUAUCUCUCUCAGAUCUCUACGUGUGCUUAUGCGUUUUUGUGAGAAAGGAAGAUAAAGCUCAGUUGUCCAUGGAAGUAUCACCUGAACACACUUUCGGUCGAAGUCGGAUCUCCAAGUCUUCCACCCCUAGUUGUCAGUUCAGGUGACAGAUUAAUAGUAAAACCAAUCCAAACCCACCUGUGAAUACCCCCAGAACACAAGUUUUAAGGGGCAGUACUGUCUCUGCAUGCAUGAUGCAUCUCAAUUCGAAGAGAAACAUCCCAGCACGUCUAUAUCCAUCACAGAAGAAUCAAUUCAUUCAUUUUCUAUGAACAACAUCAUGAUGCAUUGUCUCUCCAAUCAUUAGGUGUAUUGAUAAUCAUGGGCCAUUUGUCGGCCUUAAAGAGAUUUUCUACCACCACCACUGCCGCCACCCUCCCCACCACCACCACAACCUUGAAACACCGCUCCUCCCGAACCCGUAAGGGCUUCUUCACCAACCUUAGGGUGACUAUCCUCUGCGCCUUCAUCACCGUCCUCGUCCUCCACGGCACCAUUGGCCUCAACCACCUCUUCCCCUCCAUCACCACCACUACCACCACUACCCACCUCAUAGAAGAAGCCAAUCGAAUCGUAGCCGAAAUCCGAUCCCAAAAUGACCCAUAUGAUGAACACUUGGAACCCACCAUCAAUCCCAACAAAACCUACACCUUGGGUCCCAAAAUCAACAAUUGGGACAUUUCUAGAAAAUCUUGGUUCACCCAAAACCCCAAUUUCCCAAACUAUGUAAAUGGGAAAGCUCGCAUUUUGCUUGUAACUGGGUCUCCUCCAAGCCCCUGUGACAACCCAAUUGGCGAUCACUAUCUUUUGAAGUCUAUCAAGAACAAGAUUGAUUACUGUCGAAUUCACGGCAUUGAGAUUGUCUACAACUUGGCCCAUCUUGAUACGGAGCUUUCUGGGUACUGGUCGAAGCUUCCAUUAAUUCGACGGUUGAUGCUUUCGCACCUGGAGGUCGAGUGGAUAUGGUGGAUGGACAGUGAUGCUCUUUUCACUGAUAUGUUUUUUGAAAUCCCAAUUCCAAAGUAUGCUGAUUACAAUCUUGUUAUUCAUGGGUACCCUGAUUUAUUGUUCAAUCACAAGUCCUGGAUUGCAUUGAAUACUGGGAGUUUUUUGUUAAGGAAUUGUCAGUGGUCUUUGGAUUUGCUUGAUGCUUGGGCUCCAAUGGGGCCGAAAGGUCCGGUUCGUGAUGAAGCUGGGAAAAUUUUGACACAUAACUUAAAGGGUAGGCCAGAAUUUGAGGCUGAUGAUCAGUCUGCAUUGAUAUACUUGUUUAUUUCAAAGAAAGAUGAGUGGAUGGAUAAGGUUUUCUUGGAGAAUUCUUAUUACUUACAUGGGUACUGGGCAGGUUUGGUGGAUAAGUAUGAGGAAAUGAUUGCGAAGCACCAUCCAGGGUUGGGUGAUGAGAGGUGGCCAUUUGUGACACACUUUGUGGGUUGUAAGCCUUGUGGGAGCUACGGAGAUUAUCCCGUUGAGAGGUGUUUGAGAAGCAUGGAGAGGGCAUUCAAUUUUGCAGAUAAUCAGGUUCUUAAGUUAUAUGGUUUUAGCCAUAGAGGUUUGUUGAGCCCUAAGCUCAAGAGGAUUAGAAAUGAGACAACUACACCUUUGAAUUUUGUGGACCGGUUUGAUAUUUGACAUUCAGUUCUAGGAUGCAGUGGAUCUCAAAAAUUGUGAGUAACCCUUUUGAAGCUGAUCAAAUGUGAUCUUGUCAAUAAUUUCAAUACAAUUUUGAGUUUUCACUUUUUUGUCUUGUUCUGCCUUAGUGAAACUACUAUUGAUAGUUGAAUAAUACAGUAGUUGAGAAGUUGGAUACAUGUUCUUACCU